Zingiber officinale is the source of this 1268-nucleotide messenger RNA. Its product is annotated as carboxyvinyl-carboxyphosphonate phosphorylmutase, chloroplastic-like. Gene Ontology annotation, molecular function: catalytic activity. The record is from RefSeq and is a predicted model, not a curated record. The transcript is spliced from 6 exons. The coding region runs from base 83 to 1021 and encodes 312 amino acids. Lineage: Eukaryota; Viridiplantae; Streptophyta; Magnoliopsida; Zingiberales; Zingiberaceae.
CCUCUCUUCUUCAUCGAUAGCCUCUGCUUCUUCACUUUCUUCCAGAUCCAAUCCGAGAAGGUUUCCUCCCCCAUUGGCACAGAUGGCCAGCUCUCCUGCGGUAGUGGCCGUGAAGCCUAUCUCCAACGGCGCCGGACCCCGGAAGACGCGGAUGCACCGCCUCAUUGAGGAGGAUGGCAUUGUGCUGAUGCCGGGGAUCUACGACGCGCUCUCGGCGGCCGUACUCCAGAGCUUGGGCUACAAGGCUGGAUUUGUGUCCGGAUACGCCGUCUCCGCCUCCCGCCUCGGCAUGCCCGACAUCGGCCUCCUCACGCCACCGGAGAUGGCAGAUGCGGCUCGCGCUAUUUGUGCUGCGGCUCCUAAUGUUGCGUUCAUCGUUGAUGCUGAUACUGGAGGUGGCAAUGCUCUUAAUGUCCAAAGGACUGUUAGGGAUAUCAUUGCUACGGGUGCAGCUGGCUUAUUCCUCGAGGAUCAAGUUUGGCCCAAGAAGUGCGGCCAUAUGCAAGGCAAACAGGUAAUACCCGCCGAGGAACAUGCUGCCAAAAUAGCAGCUGCAAGAGAAGCCAUUGGUGACUCUGACUUCUUCCUCAUUGCUCGCACCGAUGCGCGUGCAACCGCAGGCGGUCUAGCUGACGCAAUUGCACGAGCCAACCUCUACAUGGAGGCAGGAGCAGAUGCCUGCUUCGUGGAGGCACCGAGGAGCGACGACGAGAUGAGGGAAGUUUGCAAGAAAACCAACGGCUUCAGAGCCGCCAACAUGCUCGAAGGCGGUUACACACCUUUGCACACCCCUCAGGAGCUCAAAGAAAUGGGCUUCCACCUCAUCGUGCACUCCACCACGGCCGUCUACUCUGCUGCUCGUGCACUGAUCGACGUCCUCAAAGCACUGAAGGACGAGGGGUCGAGCAGAGGCCAUCUCCACAAGCUCACCACCUUCGAGGAGUUCAACGGCUUGAUUGGGCUCAAAACUCUCAAUGAGAUUGGAGCUCGUUUUGAGAAGUUCAGCGUUCCCAAAAACUGAGAAGGCCGCCAGUAGUUACUGGAUCAUCUAUCUAUUCCUAAUGGAAGCUUUUCUAAAGCAUGCAUCAUGCAUGGUAAUGUUAUGUCUCUUCGUUAGGCGGUGAGCUGCUUCUCCUCUGAAGGUGCUCGUUUUGUGUUCUUGUAAUCUUGGGUUAUGGCUGUGUUUGCUUGCAUCUGUCCUACGAUUUUUUAUCUGUUAUCGUUAAGAGUGAAUAAUAAUAUGAGAAAUAUGAGAAUAAUUUUUUAUC